This is a messenger RNA of Physcomitrium patens, 1623 nucleotides long. RefSeq lists its product as uncharacterized. NCBI's taxonomy places the organism in Eukaryota, Viridiplantae, Streptophyta, Bryopsida, Funariales, Funariaceae. The record is from RefSeq and is a predicted model, not a curated record.
AGAGUAUUCUUGCACAAGACGAUGGCGGUACAACCCCCAAGUGGUUCCCGCGAUUGCUCUCGCAUCUGAGUUAUCUCGGCAUUGGCUUCGAAGUCGUCUGUUUCCAGUCUUCUCCGGUGCUCCUACGGUUGCCAAAGCAUCCGCAUUUGCCUACUCACGAGGUUUUGAAGGGCAGGACUUGAAUGAUCGGGCCAGGAGUGCGAUUAGCAACUAUGUCUUCUCGCCGAUUCUCCAUGAUCUUGCUUCUGCUUCUAGCGGGGGUGUUCAUUUCUGGUUUGGAACAAGUAAAUGCUGAUAAAAAGGUGGUUGCUACAGCUAGAAAGGAAGACAUCCCAUUAAUCAAAUGUAGUGUGUGUGAAGUCAUAGCUAAGCAAUUGGUGCGUCAAGUCAAGGAUAAGCGUGAGAAAGCCGCUCCUCGAAAGAUCACGGAACUUGAGAUUAUCGAUGUCGCGGAGAAUAUCUGCAACAUGAAAAAAGAAGAAAGUGACUGGAUUUUGAAGCUCGACAUUGUGGAGAAAGGGGACAAGCUUCAGCUGGUAGAGCAACAGGAGGAAGGUGUUUGCAACACAGAGUGCAAAACUAUUGAACGAGCUUGCCGAGAGGUUAUGGGAGAUCAUGACACGGAUCUAGCAGAAUAUCUUUACAAAGCUGGGGCAACACGAGCUGGCUUGACGAAACUGCUCUGCAAGGAUUUGAGUAAAGCCUGUGUAGGGAAAACACCCCGUGUGCCCAAGGAUAGAGUACCAGGAGAAGCUUUUACUCCAAAAGGAGGCAAGGAAGCUGAAAUGGAGAAGCUCAUGCGCUCUCUCAAUGACGUGCCAGGAGCACCUUCGAUGAAAAUGUUCUCCAGGGAGGAACUUCAAAAGAAUCCCGGUUUAAUGGGUGGUGGCCGCGGCUCUGAUGACCCUGAUGCCGAGGAUGAGGAAGAGGACGAGGACGAGGACGAGGGUGAAACUGACGCUAAGACGAGUCAGGUGAAAAAACCAUUGGUGAAAACAUGGGGAGACUCUGUUUCUAAACUUAGUAAUGAAGUCGGAGCCCGCACUCAAAAGGCCAUUCGAACUGCGUCGAAAAGUGUGAACAAAGCAAUGCGAACCAUUAGCAGUUGGUGGAACGGCAAGAAGCCAGCUAGAAAGGCUGCCCCAUCAUCUGGUGCUAGGCAGAAGGCAAGUUCACAUGGGGAGCUGUAAUAUUCUCCCUUCGUUACUUUUUUAGCCUUAGCAUUGCAUUCACGAAGUUAGCGAGAAAAAAUUUAGCACUACAUGUCCAAAACAAAAGUACAAAUUUAACUGUCAUGUUUACUGUCUGCUUAGUAAUGAUUCAUUAUGGAAGAGACUAUGAAUAAGCAGAGUGGAGAUAAGAAGAGGAAGCAAACAAAUAAAGGUUGAGACUACAGAUUGGAGCAUCACCUUCUUUGCUUGUGUCCUGCAAUGACCAUCGCUUCUGAUGGUGUUGCUGAAGCAACGACUACAGAACCAUCUCAAUUAUCAUAAGUACCACAAGGUUGAGGUCGUCAUUAAUUACGUCAAGUUUUACUCGAAAAAUUUCGCAUCAUUCUGGGUCUCGUUAAACCAGAGAUCCACUAAACCAGUAUUAGUUCAAAAUAAAUACUUUUUUUUGUCA